GACGCGCACGUAUUAUCAUAUCAAGUAUAUUGAUACCAAUAGUUAAUGCAUUUGUAACGUAAAAAUGUUGAUAAGAUUUAAUGCCGAAUUUUUUAUACUAAGUUUAUUAACUGUAGCCUCAAGGAGUAGCGUUGUCGAUGAAAAUGUGGGCGAUUUUUCCGCAAAAACAGGAGCUUUUUACACCGAUGAUGCUGUAGUCGUUAAUGUAGCUGCCGAGAGAGUGAAGCGCGAAUCAAACAACACACGAGAUGGAAAACAACUAUUAUUAUUACGACCCAGACAGACAUCUAACGAUGCAGCGUAUGGAUUUGAAUGCGAGACGACAAUCGGCAAGAAAGGGACAUGUAAGAGCUUCCGUGAUUGUUACCCGCUUUUCAAAGUAGUCGAUCUCUCUGGCUACAAUGGAUGGGUUAUGGGCCACUACGAUACUUGCAGUUACAAAGGAAAUGAUAACACAGAGGUGUUUGGUGUGUGUUGCACGGAGCCCGUGGGGACACCUCCGCAACAGGAACCAGACGUGCAACGGCUCGGGUUACUGCAACCAGCGUUUUCUUCAUCAUUGUCCAACUUCAUGCCAGUGCCACUUUCCGCACAAUGGCCGUUUAAUAACUACAAUCAAAUCGCACAAUGGCCGCCAACAAUACCGCCGCUACCGACUCACCCGCCAGAUCACUCAGCGCCCACUCACCCUCCAUCGACUGUUGCGGGUGUUACAACAACAAAACCAUCACUAGUUCCAUCAAAUACGCCUCCUACUACGACUUGGGGCACAAAACCUCCAGCCAGUACAACAAAACAGACUUGGCCGCCAGUAAUUCCUACUCAACCGACGAAGCCUACAUCGCAGCCCAGCACUGAUAAAUCAUGUGGUAUAAAGAAUGGACCACAGGCAUAUGGCAGUACUUACGAGUCUCAAGAUGAGGAGCGUAUAGUGGGCGGUCACAACGCCGAACUAAAUGAAUGGCCGUGGAUAGUGGCGCUGUUCAACAACGGACGGCAAUUCUGUGGCGGGUCGCUGAUAGAUGAUUCACACGUGAUAUCAGCUGCCCAUUGCGUUGCACACAUGACAUCAUGGGACGUAGCACGGCUGACAGCAAGACUCGGUGACUACAACAUACGCACGAAUACAGAAACGCAACACGUAGAAAGAAAAAUCAAAAGGGUUGUCAGACAUCGUGGGUUCGACAUGCGCACUUUGCACAACGACGUUGCAGUUCUUACUUUGGACCAACCUGUACCAUUCACAAAGAAUAUUCGCCCCGUAUGUCUGCCCGGCGGGGGCAGAGCAUACUCCGGACAGGUCGCAACUGUCAUUGGGUGGGGAAGUUUAAGAGAGAGUGGUCCACAACCCUCCAUUUUACAAGAAGUUUCGAUUCCUAUCUGGACUAAUUCUGAGUGUCGACUAAAGUACGGCUCCGCAGCACCGGGAGGUAUUGUCGAACACAUGUUAUGCGCUGGUAAAGCCAGCAUGGACUCUUGCAGUGGGGACAGUGGAGGUCCACUUAUGGUGAAUGAGGGUGGUCGCUGGACUCAAGUGGGUAUCGUUUCCUGGGGUAUCGGCUGUGGCAAGGGACAAUACCCUGGCGUCUACACACGUGUCACUUCCUUCUUACCUUGGAUACAGAAGAACUCCAAGUAAAAACAGUUAUAAGGAUAAAUAUUCAAGGAUUUCGAGUUGUAGGUUUAUGUAUAAACUGUAGCCACUUAAGAAGAAUAUUGUUUACUAUUUAAAUCUCAAGUGAAAACAUUUUUGUAUACAUUUUACAAGUUUCAAAAAAUAUAUAUUUAAGUUUUAAAAAUGGUUUCCGGACAAAAUAGAAGAAAAAAAAAUAUGGUCAUUUAAUAAACAAAAGAAAAUGUCAAAAUACAUAAUUUCCCC
Messenger RNA from Nymphalis io (European peacock), 1879 nucleotides. RefSeq names its product transmembrane protease serine 9. The coding region runs from base 65 to 1639 and encodes 524 amino acids. Gene Ontology annotation, molecular function: serine-type endopeptidase activity. Gene Ontology annotation, biological process: proteolysis. The transcript has 12 exons. NCBI's taxonomy places the organism in Eukaryota, Metazoa, Arthropoda, Insecta, Lepidoptera, Nymphalidae. The record is from RefSeq and is a predicted model, not a curated record.